Molecule: messenger RNA, 1505 nt
Organism: Cydia splendana
Lineage: Eukaryota; Metazoa; Arthropoda; Insecta; Lepidoptera; Tortricidae
Gene: tex
Product: THO complex subunit 3
Exons: 6
Coding region: 72-1061 (329 amino acids)
Biological process (GO): mRNA export from nucleus
Cellular component (GO): THO complex part of transcription export complex
Molecular function (GO): protein binding
Source: RefSeq, a predicted model, not a curated record
CAAAUGAGAUUAUAUUUAUUUACGUGGUUACUUUAUAAUUUAGGUUGUUACUUGUAUAUCAUAACACAACCAUGAAGGAACCGAAGCAGACUCCCAUAAAGGACCUGGCCGAGUUACGCGCGUACUUCGCGUCGCACAACGCCGUCCGCGAGUACGUCGCGCACUCGUCCAAGGUGCACUCGGUGGGCUGGUCAUGCGACGGCCGCAAGCUCGCCUCGGGCUCCUUCGACAAGACCGUCGCCAUCUUCAAUCUCGAGCGGAACCGACUGGUGCAAGAGUUUGUGUUCCGAGGGCACACUGGCUCAGUGGACCAGCUGUGCUGGCAUGCAUCACACGCGGACUUGCUCAGCACGGCCAGCGGGGACAAGUCCGUGCGCAUCUGGGACACCAGAUCUCGCAAGUGUGCGGCCGUAAUCCCGACGAAGGGCGAGAACAUCAACAUCGCGUGGGCCCCGAACGGCGCCGCCAUCGCCGUCGGCAACAAGGAGGACUUGGUGUCGUUCAUAGACACGCGCACCUACAAAGUGGUGACAGAGGAACAAUUCCACUUCGAAGUGAACGAGAUCUCGUGGAACAACAGCUCGGACCUGUUCUACCUGACCAACGGGCUGGGCUGCGUGCACAUCCUGUCCUACCCGGGACUCGAACUGCAGACCGUGCUCAAGGCGCACCCGGGCACGUGUAUAUGUAUAGAGCACGACCCGACGGGGCGGUACUUCGCGACGGGGUCGGCUGACGCGUUGGUCUCGCUGUGGGAUGCUCAAGAAUUGGCCGCGCUUAGAGUGUUUUCCAGACUGGAGUGGCCGGUGCGUACACUAUCGUUCAGUUUCGACGGGCGCCUGCUGGCGUCGGCCAGCGAGGACCACGUCAUAGACAUCGGGGACACGGAGACAGGAGAGAAAGUAGCAGAAAUCCCCGUAUCGGCAGCCACAUUCACUGUUUCCUGGCACCCGAGCCGGUACCUGGCCGCCUUCGCCUGCGAGGACAAGGAGCCCCCGGAGAGGAAGAGGGACGCCGGCAACCUCAAGCUGUGGGGGCUGCCCAACCAGGACCGCAACUAGCUGUGCCCGCUCACCUGCUACUACACCACCCCGAGAGGAACGACGACAGCACUGCGGGCUGAACGAGGACUGCAACUAGAGCACUGUGGCUGGCUCCCCGCUGCUGAGCCACCUCCACCUGCAUAAAGGGGCCAUCCCGAGAGGAAUUGAAACGAGUCUUUGGCUAAACCUCUCCAACUCCUCGAAUUAUGGAGGCUACCUUCAAACCUGGACCAAUAGAGCGUCAGUAGAACUACUUUUCUCCCGGUUUGUCCAUUUUGAAACAAAUGACGAUUGCAUCCUACAGAAAAAAAAAACAUAUUAGCUCCAGGUCCAGGUUGCCAUGAUUGAUGCCCUAUCUCUGACAAGAACGGCUACUUGGUCUGGAGUCUGGAAUGGAACCCAAAAGUGACUUUUUGUAAAUAUUAUUGUGAUAUGACGUUUUAAAUGUAACAAAUGAGACAA